CAACGAGCGAUCAUCUAUCCAUCCGCCUGACUCCGCCCCGGACCACGAAUCGUGAUAAAAGCCAGCAGUGGAGAAUUCACGUCGCAUAGCAGCACACCUGGGCUACAAGCUUUACGCGGGGACCUCUCUGUCUUCUGUGUGCUACCUGAUCACACGCAUCCAUCAAACUCGCGUCUCGCCACUCAGACACGUGGACGAGACCGCGUCGUGCAGCGCGACGAGCACAGAGGGUCCGUGAGCUCCACGUGGAGCCACCAUGGAAGACGAAGACGAUGACGAGAUGGACGAGCCGCGGAUGCAGCUGGAGGUGGAGAGCCUCCAGUAUCAGCUCGAGUACGCACGGGAGCUCUCAUCCGUCACCAUCCCCGCUCUGGUGGGCUGGGUGCAGGAGGGAGAAAAAACGGACCCCAUCCUCAACGCCGAGCUCAUGAAGGAAAACCCCUGGGUGGACAAGGGCAAGUGCGUCAUCCUGUGACCCCGGAAACCCGGGGGCUCGUGUCGCUCAACCGUUUCACAAUGACCCCUUCGCUUUCCCUCGUGGGAAUCGCUGUUAAGAGUCAUGUCAGUUACCCGUCCUGUGAAUUUUUAUAACUGUGAAGAUUAAACAACGUGAUGGCUGUCAGUAUUUUACCCGUGAAAUACACCCGUUGUAUUGCAUACGUUCUCUUUCCAAAUAAAAAGUUCACAUCUCGUUCCCACACGGUAACGCAGA
Lethenteron reissneri (Far Eastern brook lamprey) is the source of this 712-nucleotide messenger RNA. Its product is annotated as guanine nucleotide-binding protein G(I)/G(S)/G(O) subunit gamma-13-like. Gene Ontology annotation, biological process: phospholipase C-activating G protein-coupled receptor signaling pathway; sensory perception of taste. The record is from RefSeq and is a predicted model, not a curated record. Lineage: Eukaryota; Metazoa; Chordata; Hyperoartia; Petromyzontiformes; Petromyzontidae. Gene Ontology annotation, molecular function: G-protein beta-subunit binding. Gene Ontology annotation, cellular component: heterotrimeric G-protein complex.